This is a messenger RNA of Siniperca chuatsi (mandarin fish), 4762 nucleotides long. Its product is annotated as adenosine receptor A1-like. Bases 1788 to 2825 code for a protein of 345 amino acids. Gene Ontology annotation, cellular component: membrane; synapse; dendrite. The transcript is spliced from 3 exons. Gene Ontology annotation, biological process: G protein-coupled adenosine receptor signaling pathway. NCBI's taxonomy places the organism in Eukaryota, Metazoa, Chordata, Actinopteri, Centrarchiformes, Sinipercidae. The record is from RefSeq and is a predicted model, not a curated record. Gene Ontology annotation, molecular function: G protein-coupled adenosine receptor activity.
CAAUUCCAAACUUUUGAAAAAAAUUAUUAAAACAAUACAUGAUAAAUAAAUGGAUCCCUACAGAGAGAAAAAAAGAGUAGACAGUUGGGUUAUAAUGAGUACACAUGAGGCUUUUUUCACCACCAAUUCAGCAAACUUCUUGCCCAUUUGAUUGUAAAAAAGUGUGAGUACACCUUAAAUUGCACAUUCUUAUGUCAAAAAGCCAAAAGAUUUCAGGCACCUGCUCAUUAUUUCUGAAUUCUUUACAGCUCAGGAAUGAAUUUUAGUACUUACUUAUCAGCAAGAGGUUCCUAAAAACUAGGAAAGUAUUUAAGAGUGAAUUUGGCUCAUAAGUUGAGUGUCCCAUUCACAUCAGUGGAGAUGAUCUUGCAGGCUUGAUGAAAGUCAGAGAGGAGUUACAGACAAAUGAGUGAUUGAGGACGGAGACAGACAUAAAUCAUUCUCAGGGGAAAGACCUUCACUGUAGUCAAGACCUUUUCUAUCUAUGAACAGGUUGUGAGAGUGUUGAUCUGUAUAUUUUUGCCACUUCGACUGGAGAAGAUGGUAAGUGCGUCUCAAAACUACAGUCCCAUUUGAAAUCAAAUACAAUGCAGAUGAAGGCACUACCUGUAUUGUAUCUGUGUGAACAGUGUCCAUGCUUCCUAUGCAGUCACCCGCCUUUAUGCAACUUGUUUAUGAGUCUCAUUUGCCUCUAUAUAGGUUUCUUUGUGUGCAUCUGUCUUGCAGCUGAGUCCUGCUGUUUUCCACUGAUACCAAGCUGAUGUUGUCCAGUAUUGUUUUAUUGUCUCCCUCCAACAGAAAGCAUGUGCCCAUUUGUCUUCAUCCAGCUUUCUUUCUGUGCAUCCUCUCCAGAAUGUCAAAGCAUCACAGGCUUAUACUUUUCACCCACUCUUCAUUUCAGCCUGUAACUACAGUCAUAAUGAGGAAAAACAUCAGGGAUAUACAGUAGUGGUGGGUAAAUCCCCCUUUAUUCUCACAUUUUUGGAGCCUAGUGGUCGGAAUAAGUAGUUUUGUCUAAAUGAUGAAAGCAUGUGGAAAUGUAAGUGCGAUUUGCAUUGCAUUAAAUUAGUGUAUCUUUGACAAUGUCUAUAGGAUAUACUUGCCAUAUGAAUUAAUGUUUGAUAUUCUCCUCAGGACUCAGUGUUUCCACUCCCAUAGAGGGCGAGCUUUCAGUCACACACGUGAUUUAGCAGGAUGAGGAAAAGGGGGGUUUAACAGGCAAAUAAUUUGAGCUCUCUAUGACUCUCUAUGACUGUCACCAUGUCUAAACUUGGAUUAUUUCCUAGGAAAAUAAACAUUUGCCUGCCUGGAGCCAAAUACACCAUUUCCAAAUAAAGGCGAUAAAAUGGAGUGGCUAAUGGCGCAAUUAUUAAAAUGACUCAGUUUCAGUAGGAAAUUACCCUAUUUAGGACUAAUUCUGUUUAUAAACCCGACCUUUGACACAUGCCUGACAUUGAGCAAACUGUUAAUCCGCGAUUUGGGAACCUGCUUGUGACUCAUUCAGUAUCCCGCGUCCGUCCUGUCCCUCCGCCAGGAGGACUGCAGGGACCACUUCAUUCUCAGAAUCGGCCGUAUGGAGACCAAGUUCAGCGUCUGGCACACAGCUCGAUGCCCUGGACCGGAUCCUAAAAUAAUUCAGAGCAACAGACACUACCUCUGCCCCUGCGGGGACAUAAAACAUGUCAGGGUGUCUCAGUCGGUGCCCACAAACUCAAACUGGGAACUCUCUCGACGUGUUCAGGCUGAAGGCUCUCCGCUGAGCGCACACUCCUCCAGCUUCCGUGAACAUGCCUUCGGAUCUGCCUCAAACUAAAGCCCUCUAUAUCGGGAUGGAGGUGGUCAUCGCCCUGUCGUCGGUCAUAGGUAACGUGAUGGUGGUCUGGGCUGUGCGUAUUAACCGGGCUCUGAGAGACACCACGUUUUGUUUCAUCGUCUCCCUGGCCUUGGCUGACAUUGCGGUCGGAGCUCUUGUCAUCCCCCUCGCCAUAACCAUCAGCAUCGGAGUCAAGACGCACUUUUACAGCUGCUUGCUGGUCGCCUGCACAGUGCUCGUCCUCACGCAAAGUUCAAUCCUGGCGCUGCUGGCCAUCGCCAUCGACCGCUAUCUAAGAGUCAAAAUACCCAUGAGCUACAAGCGGGUGGUGACCCCUCGGCGAGCUGGCACGGCCGUGUUAUUGUGUUGGCUGGUGUCAAUCAUAGUGGGCCUCACACCCAUGUUGGGCUGGAAUAAUCUGCAGCGUCUCCGUGACAAUGGCUCCCUGAUCACUGAUGACCUCUUGGUGACGUGUCAGUUUGAGACAGUCAUCAGCAUGGACUACAUGGUAUAUUUCAACUUCUUUGGCUGGGUGCUGCCCCCACUACUCCUCAUGCUGGCCAUCUAUGUCGAGAUUUUCUACAUGAUCCACAAGCAGCUCAACAAGAAGGUGAGGACUUCCUCUACUUGUGUGACAGCUAGUCACACCGACCCCAGCCGUUACUUUGGCAAGGAGCUCAAGCUAGCCAAGUCGCUCGCCCUUGUUCUUUUCCUCUUCGCAGUCAGCUGGCUCCCGCUUCACAUCCUCAACUGCAUCACCCUGUUUUGCCCUGCCUGUGAUAAGCCAGUGUUCCUCAUGUACAUCGCCAUCAUCCUCACCCACGGCAACUCGGCCGUCAACCCCAUCGUUUAUGCUUUCCGCAUCAAGAAGUUCCGCACAGCAUUCCGGAAAAUCUGGAAACUGUAUGUGCUUUGUCAGGAUCCAGUCGGUCGGCUUCCUCAAAGAGGGAGCCAGAGAGGACAGAGUCAUGAGAGGAGGCUGAGGCAGAAUGAUGAUGAUGAUGAUGUGUGACCUUUGGCAACUAAUUGGAUUGCUGUGUAACUGUUAAGUUUCACUCCACUGGUUCACAGAAUGGAAAAGACUGGCUUUAUUUUCAUGCUUGAGGGAUUACUGGUCAAAACGAUCUUAAUGGCAUUGAAGGAUGCCAGAGGGAUGAAAGAAAUGAGGGACCUCCAUCGUGGACUGACUGAUUUCCUCUAUCCAACACACUCUAAGACCACAGGAUGACAAAUCAGCAUGGAGACAGGAUAAACAUCCUAAAUCAGACUUUGAUUUGAUUAAGACUGAUUGUUUAUUUCUCCACUGUCUGACAAAAUGAUGAUGAUGUCGUAUGGGAUAAGGAGCUUGUCAUCAGUUUCAACACCGACCUGUUGAACUUGAAUCAGUAAGGAUAUAUCUGGAGCACAUGCAGUACAAUAGUAAUGUAUGCUGUAUUGUAUUUUUGAUCUGAACUAAAACUUAUAGCCCUCUUCAUGUGAAUAAUGUCAAAUAGUUAAGCAUCGUAUUAUGUGCAACAUUUACAUGCUUAGUUCUGUGGCCUUAAGGACAGAAUAUGUAAUGAAGAGGAACUAAGGCAUUGUGUUAAUAGUGUGAAUCUGGUAAACCAGGAGUGGGCAAGCAGGAAGUUUGCGCAACCAGCUUGGGACUUUGAGAUGGACUAGGACACAGGAUGUACUGUAUGCUGGCUGCAUGGAUGAAAAAAAUGUAAAAUUGGCUCACUAGGAAUUAGAACCCAGCGUCUUUGGUGCAAUGAACCUCUGGUUUACCAACUAUGCUAAAGUUAUUAGACUCAUGGCCUUUACAGUUGUGUGGUACAAUCCAGCGCAUGUGAAGGUUACAUGUUUUUUUUACAUUUCUGAGACCAUCUGAUUGACAGAAUGAUUAAUAUUAGCCAAUAGUUGUAGCGGAAAACAGCAUACAUGCUUGAAGACAAAUAACAUAAUGCUCUUCAUUAAAUAUAUGUGAACAUGCACAUAUUGGUAGCUCCAGGUAAAAACCAUGGAGCUACCAAUAAUUAACUAUAUAACUGUAGCUACAUCUGUUUUUUAAAUGGAGGACUGUGAAUCUAAAGAAUGUUGGAGCUCCUCCAUCCAAUAAACUUCAUUUUACCUGGAUGAUAAUCAUUUUAACCCUAUUAUGUACCUCUACUGUACAUGUAUCACCAGGCCCUUUCCCAGAUUCUUUGUGAUGAAGUAGGUAAUGUAGCAUCAUCAUAUCUUCACUGUCAUUAUUUUGUUACAGGGCUGACUUAUACUAACCAGUGUUGCCCUUUAAAAUGAGUGUCAUUUGACAUGACAGAUACAUGUUGAGAUGAGACUGCUGACACUUAAUAAUAAUAUGUACUGUAUGUAACUAAUAUAUGUGUAAAUGUUAAUGAAAUAUACUGUAUAAAAUUCUCCUUGUUGAGCAAACAGCUGUUUAUCUCUGACACGUCCUCUUACAGCUGUUGAUUGAGUGAACAGAUUGGGAAAUCCACCCUCCAAGCUUCUCUUUUUUUGACAUAGAUAAAUGGAAACAGGAGAGUAAGCAAAAAAUGUAACAGCAUAUGGUAAACCCUGAUUUAAAUUCAUAAUGCUGUAUGUGCAUUAGCAGGCGGAAGCAUCAAAAUGCACUCUAAGCUGUACGACAGAAAUAGAGUCUCACAUUCUCCCCAUGCUUCUCUGCGUCAAGGCUAAAGCCAUCAGUGGUGGGAGGCCAUUUUUUGUGUGCACACAUCGAUCUUCUGUCACUCGGCAGAAAGCGGGCUCAUGUGCGUAUAAGCGAGGAGGUUAUGACGGUGUAGGAGUCCAGGGGUGAGGUGGGACAGGGUAAGGGGGAUUAUUCUGUUUACAAGGGAACCAGAAGGAGAGUGCAGCUGAGGAACUCAUCAAGAGUUUACAUCUCUGCCAAGGUCAACAUCAAGGCCACCCUGAAACUUUCCCAUCCAAUAAACAGGCCUGUUAAUAUGA